CACAGCCCUCUGGCUCACAAGGAUAAAGCAGCCUCUCAAAGGAAGACAGAGAAAAGCAACACAAGGACUUUUCCCUCUUUUUUUGGGGCAUCCUCUGUUGUCUUUCUUCCUGCUACAUUCUCUCGCUAGCCAGCAGCUGCUGGUGUCUGUAUUUUGCGUCCUUCUGUCGUUCUCUUUUGUUCCCUCCAUCCAUCUGUGUUUCACCUCAGUCCAGAAAGAAGGAAGGAAGAGCAGAGUCAGAGGCAUCAUCCUCCCCUCCUGUACGCCCGGCCGGUGGUGGGUGCUGAUGCUGUAACCACUGUGUGGAGCUGACAAGCCCUGGUUGAUGCAGUGAAGUGUUCCAGAGGGAUAAACACAAGCGAAGGGGGCUCAUGGGAAACCUCCUGAAAGUGCUGGCUUGCGCCGAACUUGAGCAUGGCCCAAUAGUUUUCCUUGACUUUGAACAUGCCCAGCCCACAGAGGCAGAGACAGCCGUGUGGAACCAGGUCAGCGCUGUGCUGGAGGAGGCUCAUGGGAUCCUAGCCGAGCUGCAGUCUUAUAAUGGCGCGGGCCAAGAGAUACGAGAAGCCAUCCAGAACCCAGGUGACCUAGCUCUUCAGGAGAAGGCCUGGAACGCAGUCUGCCCCCUGGUGGCUAAACUGAAGAGGUUCUACGAGUUUUCCCUCAGACUGGAGAACGCCUUGCGCAGCCUGCUGGAGGCGCUGACCAGCCCGCCGUACGCUCCCAUGCAGCACCUGGAGAGAGAGCAGGCCCUGGCCAAACAGUUUGCUGAGAUCCUUCAUUUUACACUCAGCUUUGAUGAACUAAAGAUGACAAACCCAGCCAUUCAGAAUGACUUUAGCUACUACAGGAGGACUAUAAGCAGGAACAGGCUGAACAACCAGCAGCUGGAAGCGGAGAACGAGGUUAACAAUGAGAUGGCUAAUCGGAUGUCCCUGUUCUAUGCUGAAGCAACACCAAUGCUGAAGACUCUGAGCAACGCCACCACCAAGUUUGUUUCAGAGAAUAAGACCUUGCCCAUCGAGGACACCACAGACUGUCUGAGCACCAUGGCCUGUGUGUGCCGUGUCAUGCUGGAGACUCCGGAGUACCGCUGUCGGUUCACCAACACAGACACCAUGCUGUUCUGCAUGAGGGUGAUGGUGGGAGUCAUCAUUCUCUAUGACCACGUUCACCCUGUCGGAGCUUUUGCCAAGACCUCCAAAAUCGAUAUGAAGGGCUGCAUCAAGGUACUGAAAGAGCAACCGUCCAACAGUGUGGAGGGACUUCUGAACGCACUGAGGUACACGACACGGCAUCUAAAUGAUGACAGCACCUCCAAACAAAUCAGGGCCCUGCUGCAAUGAGAAAGAGGAGAGUGGUGGAGAGAGAGGGAGGAAAGAAGGAGUGCACUUGAAGGAGGAGAAAAGCGAAGAGGAAACAAAUGCCAGUGGCUGAUAAACCUGUUUGUUUACAACGAACAAAGAAAAUCAUCUCCAGGUUAAGUGAAACCUGAUGAUAACAAGAAGAGGAAAAUAAUUAUAUAUAUUGUCAGCUGUCCAUCAUUCUGUCUCUCAUUUUGUAAAGUAAGGAAAGAGAAAAGCCAGAAAAGAAAAUAUAGAUAUAUAUUAAAACAAGUGAAACACAAGCAGCAGAUGAAAAUACGUAGGAUUAAAGAGAAGCUAUAUUGCAAAAUUUAAGGUCAGAACGAAGCAAACUGAAAAUGUACAAAAAAAAAGGGUUCAUGUUCCAGCAGUAGUCUGACAUGUAUUUUUGCACACACUUUGAAAACAACGCCAUCUCCUGUCCAAUGAAAUCUGAUCGCCUUUUGCUCUCCUCACACACUCAGUUUAACUAGAGGGUUUUGUAAGCUCUCGAGGUUGCAGAUAUAGCGGUGUGGCUGUCCUCCUUCAGCUGCACUGAUCUCCACCUACAGGUGAUUUAUGAGGCAAUGUGAUGGAUACACUCCGGAGAUUUGCUUCUACCUGUUUUGUUUCUUUUCUGUGUCGGUGCAGCUGAAGGAGAGGCGGCAAGGACUUGAGGAGGUCUUUUUAGGAUGCCUCCAUUUUUGCCCAGAUUUCUUCCUCGUUGCCCAUCACCCUCACGCCUGUUCCCCCCAACCAUCCACCCAUUCACCGGAUAUGUGUUUUUAUUUCCCUGGCACAAAAAAAAAUUCAUCCAUGUUGUGUGUGCCCUUACGCUGUAUGUGUUCCUGCACAAAACAUCUCGUGAUGUUGUCUGGCUUUACUUGAACAAUGUUGUACACUCUUUCUCUCUCUCUCUCUCCAUGGUGCUAAUGUGGUUUAGAUAUCACAGUACUAGCUUGUUAGAUAUCAUUUUAAAAUAUGAUAUCCCCCUCGCCCCCUUUUUUUUGCUCUAACGUGUUAAACAGCAGAUCCGCUAUCAAAUAUUCUGUGAUUUCACAUUGGUGCACAAACAGGGGACGAAUCAGAUUUUACAUGACCUGUAAGAAACCACAGCACACUUAUUUCUUCACCCAGUGCCAAAGCUGAUUGGUAUUUGCUUUUAUUACAUCAUCAAGCCAGGCUCGAGGAGGGGGUGGGGGUGGUCUAUUCUUGUAAAACAUCACUGAUCAUCAUUUUCAAGUCCAUACGGGGAUGAGAAACUGCCAAGACAACGUACAAUGACACAAACAGGUCAGACAGCGGUCAAAAUUUACACACAUGAGAUCUGAGUGUUCCAGUGUAAAUAUGUGAGGCUUUUCUCAACCGGCAUCAACAUGGUCAGCUUGGGCCCUCGAGGGAAAACACAACAAACUCUGACAUCUGCAUACAACUAGAGUUCUUUCUUUUAGUACGAGGUCGUACGAAGUAAUUAAAUAUGUGGGAAAUAAAAAUGAAAAUAAAAAAGAUUCAAAAGGAGAUUAAAAAGAAGUGCUGUACUUUGGAUGUCUAUAGCCCUUAGUCUAAUUUAAUUUGAUCUUAUAAUAUAUUUUCUAUACAGGGGUAUGUGCACAAGCAUAUUCCGUAUAAAUAUAUAGAUGGCAUGUUGUAAAAGUUCUGACAGAAAUGUGUAAAUAAGGUGUUUUUAUUCAUUUUUAAUUGUUCAGUGAUGCUGAAAUUGGGUAUGUGUUGUCUCUCAGAAUUACCACGCGUUUGGCUUGGACCAUCGGACUUGCCGUAGUCAUAGGUUUCAGAAAUUCAGCUUCAUUAUGGCGAAUGAAUCAGA
This is a messenger RNA of Micropterus dolomieu (smallmouth bass), 3168 nucleotides long. RefSeq names its product family with sequence similarity 49 member A, like (gene fam49al). The record is from RefSeq and is a predicted model, not a curated record. Gene Ontology annotation, biological process: regulation of actin filament polymerization. Lineage: Eukaryota; Metazoa; Chordata; Actinopteri; Centrarchiformes; Centrarchidae. The coding region runs from base 372 to 1346 and encodes 324 amino acids. The transcript is spliced from 12 exons. Gene Ontology annotation, molecular function: small GTPase binding.